AUGGCUUCUUCUUCAUGUGUUGCACGAGCUUCUUACGUGGAUAUCCCAACUGGCCAGAAGUUACCUCCCUCUUUCUUCUCCUCCUCCUUUAAAAAACCUCACUCCUCACUUUCCAUUUCACUCUUGCCAACUCCAUCCCUCUGUAGUAUAUUUCUCAAAAAUCAAACAAUGGGUUCCUCUGUAGUAUAUCUUCCUUUAGAGCACAGUCCUCGAAUGCUCAAAGAUUUUCUCAUUCAGCAUGAUUCAAAUUCAUCCUUCUCUAGCGAAAAUGAUCUUAGUGCUGAAAAGCUGCUUAAAAGUCGUUCAAGAUCACUCUCUGCAUUCCAGGCUAUCAUUAAAUCAGUCAAGAACAUCCACUUCACUGCUAUCAAAUCUCCAUCAAUUCUACCCAGAAGCCUUUCUCGAAGGCUCUCUAGAAGUAGAAGGAGCGCAUACAUGGAUAGUGAAACUGAAAACAAACAAACUGAAAUCAAAAUUACAGUUACCAUCAAAGACAUCGUACGGUGGAAAUCAUUUCGAGACAUUGUAGAAGAGAAAUCACCUCCGUCGGAUUUGGCGUCCUCCCCACAUCACUGCACCACAACCACCACCGCCUCUACGCCCUGUAGCAGCUGCAGCAAUAAUGGAUCAAGCUGGUGUGACAGUGAUUUCACAUCAGAGUACGGUAAUUUUGAUGAGUACGGUGAAAACGAAGUUAGCAAAGGAUAUUUACGGCGUGUCGGCGAGGAUAAGGACUCAAAGGAGCAGACAACAAACUACACAAAUACAGCAGUGGGGCUCAAGGAGAAGGAGAAGCAACAGCCUAGCCCAGUUUCAGUAAUUGACAUCGAAUUUGAAGAAGAUGAAAAGUUAAGAUCAUUUUUUGAUGUAGAUGAAGAAGAAAAGGAUGGAAAAGAGACGCACACCAGCUAUGAAGAAGGAACUAGUGAAGUGGAAGAAAAGGCAUGUCAAUUACUAAAUCUUGUUAAAAAGACCAAUUCAGUCGUGGACUGCAGAUUACUGCUGGAUUUCUUUCGAUGUGAAUUGAAGAAUCAAAGGAGAAAUGAUGGGUUUGAUAGUGAGAUGUUAAGCAGAGUAAAAACUUGGAUAGAUGGGGAACAGAGCCUAUGGAUUGGAUGGGAUAAGAAGCAGGCUAAUGUUAGAGAAAUGGAGAGGGAAGGGAAGUGGAGCAAGUUUGAAGAAGAGGAAGAAGAGGUUGCUUUGGCAAUUGAGAAUGGGAUGCUUGAUGAGCUACUGGUUGAUCUGUUCUCUUGAAUUUUGAUGGAUUGGCCCAUUCUGCUACGGUCCAAAACGCAUUAAAAGAACUGGAAUGAAAUUGGGCAAGACUAGAAUCUAUGGAAGAGACUCCUGUCUGCAUCAUGCACUGCCCAUCAGUUAGGCAGCCGUGGCCUGGGCUGAGAUUUUGUAGACGCAUGUAUAUAAAUAAAAAAAAGAGAGAUGAUCAUAGAAAUUCCUUAUUUUUCUUAGCAACUUAGCGGCGGUCAUUACUAACGUUGUGACUGCAUAAUUGGCAUUUGUUAAAUACUAUAAAUAGUUUCACGUUAUGCUGA
Messenger RNA from Hevea brasiliensis (rubber tree), 1550 nucleotides. RefSeq lists its product as uncharacterized. The transcript is spliced from 2 exons. The record is from RefSeq and is a predicted model, not a curated record. Bases 1 to 1254 code for a protein of 417 amino acids. NCBI's taxonomy places the organism in Eukaryota, Viridiplantae, Streptophyta, Magnoliopsida, Malpighiales, Euphorbiaceae.